Messenger RNA from Colossoma macropomum (tambaqui), 721 nucleotides. RefSeq names its product B-cell receptor CD22-like. The transcript is spliced from 5 exons. Lineage: Eukaryota; Metazoa; Chordata; Actinopteri; Characiformes; Serrasalmidae. Bases 92 to 721 code for a protein of 209 amino acids. The record is from RefSeq and is a predicted model, not a curated record.
GUAUGUUAAUAGUGCUAACCACAUCCUCAGACAUAACUUCUAAACUCUGACAGUGGACAAGUACAGUAGAGGUGGCAUAUAAACUGGUGAGAUGUCAAUAAAGAUGGCGUCCAUUCUGUCUCACCACCUCCUUUUCCUCAUUCUGCUCACAUCAGAACUCCAAGUAAAUAUUCCUGGGAAAAUGGUAGAAGAAACUACAGCCAAUCUCAUGUGCCUCCAUGUGGAAGCUCCUGAAGAAGUGAGAGAGGGAGAAACAGCAGAUCUGACAUGUAAAACCACCUGCAAUCUGACUGAACCAACAUUCAUCUGGUACAAAAAUGGACGUCCUUUAACCACAAAGACCAUCAAGAACAACCAGCUCCACCUGCAGACAGUCAGCAGUCAGGAUGCAGGCAGUUAUAGCUGUGCUGUAAGAGGAUAUCAGCAUCUCCACUCUACUGCUCACAACCUCAGAGUCAGAUACCGUCCAAAGAGCGUCUCCGUGUCCAUCCACCCUUCUGGUGAAGUAGUGCAGGGCAGUUCAGUGACUCUGACCUGCAGCAGUGAUGGAAACCCACCUGUGGAAUGUCACUGGUUUAAAGGAACAACAUUAGUAGUAAAAGAAAAGAACUACACAAUUACCAAUGCCAGCUCUGUGGACAGUGGAGAAUACAAGUGCAAGUGCAUUAAUGAACAUGGAGAGCAAUACUCUGCAGCUCUAACUCUGGAUGUUUUGUGUUAA